GGCGCAUUUGACGUUAAGUUGAGUUCUUUUUAAAUAAUCUUCGGAGAUUGAAGUUCAAAACUUGACACGUAUAUCAGCAAGAUGACAAAAGUGACAUACAAGCUACUGAUUAAGACAUCAAAACUGUAUGCAGAAGGUGCAACAGAUUCAAAUGUCUCUGUUCAACUAGUUGGCGAAAAUAAAUCUCAUACAGAUUGGCACACGCUUGACAAAUUUUGGCGAGAUGAUUUUGAACAAGGAAGAACAGAUGAAUUCACGAUAAACGACAAGGAAGUGGGAAGAGUCUUGUUUGUAAGAUUCCAUCUAAAGCAUGGUAGCACAGAAAAGGAUUUGUGGGCAUGUGACAACGUAAUAAUCUAUCAUGGUAACUACGUUGAUGAGUUUCCGCUGUACGAUUGGGUUGUUGAUAACUCUGUAAUUGUACGAGGUGAAGGACUGAUUCCUCAAAAAAUAACGUCCGAGAAAUUGCUAAAGACUAUUAAAGAGGAACGAGAAAAUAAUCUACAUAGAUUUGCUUGGAUUGAAAAGGCAAAACCAGGAGACCCCGGGUGGAUGAUGCCUAGAUUUCCACCUGCAAAAGAUUUACUCAAUGUGCCCCAUCAAUUGAAAAUGGCUGACGCAAGAUUUGAACACAUGUCUGAAAUGAGAAACGUAUCGAAGUUUAACGCUCUUGUCGAAAAGUUACAAGGUUAUUUGUUUCCGAUUAAAAAGCUGGAUGAUUACAAGAAUCUCUUUAGUGGAUUCAGAAUUUCUGGAGAUUUGCUCCCGUUCAUUGAAAAAUGGGAAGAAGACGAAGAACAAGGACGACAGAUGUUAAAUGGUGCAAAUCCUUUUGCAAUAAGUCGUUGUACAGGGUUACCAGAAUAUUGUAAAAUUACAAAUACUCAUGUAGAACGGCUUUUAAAUGACGGUAAAACUUUGAAGGACGAAAUUAAAAUGGUGCUGCUUUGGCAAGGCAUGUUUUCAAAGAUUUCGACUUUGACAAUCUUGUCCUCCCAAAUUUGCUGAAGAAAAAAAGGUCUUGAUGACUACAACCUUCUGCAGAACUAUCAUUACAGAGAUGAUGCCACCGCGUUGUGGAGCACAAUUGAAAAAUAUCUUUCAAAAGUCAUCAAAAUAUAUUACAAGGCAGAUGAGG
Molecule: messenger RNA, 1138 nt
Organism: Styela clava
Lineage: Eukaryota; Metazoa; Chordata; Ascidiacea; Stolidobranchia; Styelidae
Source: RefSeq, a predicted model, not a curated record